AUGCAUGAACAGAGCCACGGGUUUCUAUCUCAACCACUGUUCAAUUCAGGGUGGACUUCACUGACCCAAGUUCACAGUGACGCCAGCCGAGAGCUAGAGAAGGAGUGGGCUUUGCUAGAAAAGGCAGAAAAUGACCCAAAUAUCGUCAGCUUCGACUGCGAGGCUCACCCAAGGCCGUGCAAGCACCUCGAUGUAACUUCCUUCCCGACAAUCCGUCUGUACCAUCGCGACGGCCGAAUGGAUCGGUAUCGAGGGGAGAGGAAGGCCAGAGAAAUGGGCAUGUUUAUUCACCGCGCCCUCCAGCCGUUCGUGAUUGAGACAGUCGAGUCCACGGCCGGUGCCCUGAGGCUCCUGGAUGACGUUGUCAUCAUGGCACACCCUCUCCCGGACGACUGGAGCCUGUACGAGCGCUUCAAGGCGCUGGCAAAACAGUACCGCGACCGCUAUAGCUUCGUCGUCUCCUCGCCAAUUCAGGACACAUCUGCCCUGGCGUGCUACAACAACGUCGACGAUGAGAAGCACGUGACUACAGAAGUCGCGACUGUGCAGGCGCUCGAGGACUUUGUCAAGCUGUGUUCAGACCCGCUGAUUCCAGAGCUGACGAGGCAGAACGAGGUACAAUACACGAAGACCGGCAAAAGCAUACUGCACUACUUCGCUACGACCGAGGCAGAGAAAGAGUCGUACAGGGUAGAAAUGCGGCCGCUGGCAAAGAAGUAUUCCGAGUUUCUGCAUUUCGCCAUCACCGACGCCGACGACUACUCGGACAUACUGCCGGCCGUUGGGCUCAAGGCCGGAGCGAAGACGGGCCUCGCCCUGGAGAACCGCAACACUGGGGAUAUGUUUCCCUACAAGAGAGCCAAGAAAAUCACGGCCAAGAAUGUCGAGGACUUCCUGAACGACAUUAUUGACGGGAAUAUCAAGCCUUGGAACCAAGAAGCAGGAUCGGGACAGGAGGGGAGGAGCCAUGAGGAGCUCUGA
Lasiosphaeria miniovina is the source of this 981-nucleotide messenger RNA. RefSeq names its product thioredoxin-like domain-containing protein. Gene Ontology annotation, biological process: protein folding; response to endoplasmic reticulum stress. The coding region runs from base 1 to 981 and encodes 326 amino acids. The record is from RefSeq and is a predicted model, not a curated record. Lineage: Eukaryota; Fungi; Ascomycota; Sordariomycetes; Sordariales; Lasiosphaeriaceae. Gene Ontology annotation, cellular component: endoplasmic reticulum. Gene Ontology annotation, molecular function: protein disulfide isomerase activity. The transcript has 3 exons.